CGCCUUGUUGUCGUUUAUAUGAUGUGAUGUUGAUGUUUUUUGGCUCAGUUAGAAAGGGGUACGUUUAAUGGCAGAUUGGUGCAGACAACGUUUGAUUUCUCUCUUUAUCUCGGCGCAGUUUAUCUUUGAAACAGCUUGUUGAAAGAUGUCUGAAAGCUCCAGCGACACAGAAUCAUCAUGUGGAUGGACUGUUAUUAGUAAUGAGGGUUCAGAUAUAGAGACCCUGGGUGCUGAUAAUGUUGGCGAAUGUGAGGAGGGAGAGGUCACACGUGAUGCAGACAUACCUGUCGGUGAGCACUCGGAUCUGUCAUGUAAAACAGCCGAACGGGACGAGGAGAGUCUGGCAGAGUCUUCUCUGGAUCUCACGUUGAGAGAGGAGGAGGAGGCGGCGACUACGGAGGCGGAGCAUGUCCGUGAGGUGAAAGCAGAAGCGGGUGGAGACGAUCAUGUGACGCUUUGCUCCUCCAGUGAGAACUCUGACAUCAUAACCCUGGCGGAUGCACGGGAGGCGGAGAUCACAGUGUGGGCGGAGCCUGUUGCUAAGGAGAAGGAGGAAACAGGAAGCGAGGAGCUGGAUCUCGGAACGUCGUCGAGCAGCCAGUAUACGUUUAGAGAGACUGAAAAAAGUUGGUGGAGGAGUGGAUGGGGAUUUUCCAGGACGCUGUGGGGUUAUGGGAGUCAUCUGCACGACUCUCUCUCACUCUCUCUCUCAGUUUUCCCUGUGGACCAGGCCGUGCAGCGAGACGUCAGCAGCAGCAGUGAGGAUGAGGAGGAUGAGGAUGAGACGAAGAGCAGUCCUGUGAUGAGAAGACGCAGAGUCAGGAGGAGCACAACAGGCUCAGAGUCUGGAGACCCGCAGGAGACUCACAGGAGACGAGACGAGGAGAUUCAGGCGCAUGUGGACCUGCGUUCGGCCGCUCCCGGUCAGAUCAGCGGCACUCUGAACAAAUGUAUUCUGUUAGCGCUGCUCAUCGCCAUCAGCAUGGGCUUCGGACACUUCUGCGGCACGAUUCAGAUUCAGGAACGGAAGAUGAUUGUGGAGAAGAUUUGUUCGAGUGAGCUGGACGUGCCGUGUAAGAGAGAGAUGGACGUUGUCAAUAAGGAGGUGGUUGAGGAUCUAAGAGAAGACCUAGAGGAGAAGCAGGACAUGGUGCUGAGUCUCACAAACACGAUGGCAAAAAUCACUAAAGAAAACCAACAUCUUCGAGCCAAACAAGAAGAGCUGCAGGCCCAGCGACAAGAUCUGUAUGAGAAACUGGCCCAAGCCAAGCGUGAGAUGGAAUCCCGACAGAAAGACCUGACGGCAGAAAACCAGAAGCUGAAAAUCCGUCUGGAGCGAGAGGAGGCGUCAUUCUCGGCCCUGCAGGAGGAACUGAGGGACCUGCGCACACAGGUGAGAGAACUGGAGGAGAGAGGAGCGGGAACAGACUCUAUCCUGACAGAAAACCAAAGGCUGAAGGGUCACCUGCAGGAGGAGAGACAGAAGCUGAAGAGCUUCGUGAACCAGAGAGAGGCGCUGAUGGCUGAAGCUCAGACGCUGCGGAAAGAACUCGACGAAGAACGAAAGGUAACGGACAAACUGAAAGAGGAACUUGAGGAAUUAAGUCAGAACGAUGACGUGGAUGAGAACCAGAUGGAUGCGGAGACAGAAAAACUGCAGACUCGACUCUUGGAGCUGGAGAACAAGCUGAAGUUCGAGCAGCAGCGCUCGGAUCUUUGGGAGAGACUUUACGUGGAGUCGAAGGAGGAGCGUGCCAAAGGUGACAGAGACGUGAAGACUAAGAUCCCGAAGGAAGGGGUGAUGGGAAAGGUGAAGGGAACCUUCGAUGCCAUCAAGAAUUCCACCAAAGAGUUUGUGCAUCAUCACAAAGAACAGAUCAAGAAAGCCAAAGAGGCGGUGAAGGAAAACCUCAGGAAGUUUUCCGACUCUGUGCAGUCUACGUUCAGACACUUUAAAGACUCCGCCUCCGGCGUGUUUAACCACGAGAAGAGAUUUCAAGAGCGAAAAGACGCCAAACCCGAGCGUCAAACCUUUCAGCAAGAGCAGGGCAACAAACGUGCAGAAGACGUCCACUCGCAACCUCAGAAACCUUUACACCGACACCCUCGCAAAUCCACCGACGACUCGUUUCACACCGACCGCAACACACGCAAACCCGGCACUCAGAAAGCUCCGCCCAAAGGCUGUUCGGGGGUAUUCGAUUGUGCUUAUCAGGAGUCCAUGAGUCUGUUUAAUAAGGCGAUGGAUCCCAUCCGAGCGGAUGAGUUUAAUGAACUUCUGCGGAGUUACCUGCAGAAAGAGGUGAGCCAUUUCCAUCACUGGAGAGAACUGGAGAGCUUCAUCCAGAAUUUCUUCCACGACGGAGUCUUCAUUCAUGACCGGAUGCUGUUCACGGACUUCGUCAGCGGAGUUGAGGAUUAUCUUGAGGAAAUGGAUGAAUAUCACGACGAUGACGUGUUUGAAGAUCUGGACGAUUAUAUCUACAGGCACAUUUUUGGAGAUACUUACUUAAAAUACUUUGGACCGAGUCGACCCUUAGAAAGGCCGGGGUCAAAGGGCAAGGCAUGGCGUCACGGCCAACGGCAACAGAGGAAGCAGCAGCAGACGCGACCUCGUCCACAGAGAGCAAAGAGAUGGAUGCAGUCGGGUCGUGAUUCCAGUCGACACUUUGCAGAUGUUAAAAUCGAGCUGGGGCCAAUGCCCUUCGAUCCCAAAUAUUAGAGAACUCCUCACGCUCACUCUUAAUGAUGCUACACGUUUUGGCUAAUUGUCUUAGAGAAGCUACUUUAGGUUCACUUUUCUCAGAUUUUGGUGCACAACGUAAACGUUCUGACGCUGGAUGAAUGAUGUUUUAGUGUAUGUGCUUCUUUUUCUGUGUUUUUGAGUCUGAGCAUCCAAAAUGCACUUUAGAUUGAAUUAUUGUUUUAGACAAUUUAGGCAUUCAGACUAAGUUAUGAAGAAAACGUGGGACAAAUUACUUUUACAUUUAGAUCAUAAACCACAAACCAGUUGGAAUUUUAACCAAAGCUGCUUUUUCUAAAGAAAUACGUUCAACCAAUAAGAUAACAAAACAGAAAGGACACACGAUCAUUAACGUAAGUUAUACCGUUUUUAUAGGGCCAAAUACCAAGUUCAAUUCAAUUGAAAAGAUUUUGAUUUUAAAUUGAUAAAUUCUAUUGAAUUCAUCUCACAGGAUUUGGGAUAAUAAUUACAUAUAAUGCAAUAGCAAAAACAUGUUAAAAAUGCUGCUUGUUGAAGAGAUAACAGGGCUUUUGAGUGGUCUGUUCUAUUGGCUGCUACUGUAUGUGUUUUAUUUGGAAAUGCACAUUAGAAGAGGAAAUACAGUUUGUUUAAAAUGUUUGUUGUUCUCAGAUUUUUUUCCUGUUUUGUCAUUGGCUGAGUAACAUUCCUGUAAGCGUGUGUUUGGAAACGGCUAUAAGACGCAAAUGUCAUUUAACCUAAAUGCACGUCACCUUUUAAACGUGCACUUAAUUUCCAGAAUAAAUCUCUUGCAUUGCUUCAUAAAACACUGUCCUCUUUGAAUCUACACUGGAAAGUGUUUGUGUGCUGUUCUCAAAUAAAGUAGACGUGUGAAAC
This is a messenger RNA of Triplophysa rosa, 3598 nucleotides long. It is a transcript of the gene ccpg1, whose product is annotated as cell cycle progression 1. The transcript is spliced from 12 exons. Gene Ontology annotation, cellular component: membrane. Bases 146 to 2722 code for a protein of 858 amino acids. The record is from RefSeq and is a predicted model, not a curated record. NCBI's taxonomy places the organism in Eukaryota, Metazoa, Chordata, Actinopteri, Cypriniformes, Nemacheilidae.